UAUCCACAACUCGCUAACUCUCCUCAGUACAUCUCUCAACUCUUUUAUUAGCUCGUCAUUAAGCGCAGACAUGACUUCAGUUGCUAGCUUCUUCUUUGGCCUCGUGGUGGCUCUCAGCUGCCUCUCCCUCCACCUUGCUUCCGCAGCUGAUCCCAGCCUUCUCCAAGACUUCUGCGUUGCAGAUUCCACCAGUUCAGUAUUGCUGAAUGGCAUGGCCUGCAAGAACCCAAGCACCGUCACCGCAAACGACUUCUACUUCAGAGGCCUCCACGUGGCAGGCAACACCAGCAACGCACAAGGCUCCAGGGUCACUCCGGUCUUUGCCGCGCAGCUCCCCGGCCUCAACACGCUGGGAAUCUCCAUGGUCCGCAUCGACUACGCAGCCGGCGGCCAAAACCCACCCCACACGCACCCACGCGCCACCGAGAUCCUCACCGUUCUCGAAGGCAGCCUGGAGGUCGGAUUCGUCACCUCCAACCCAAACAACAACCAUUUCACCAAGACCUUGUACAAAGGCGACGUCUUCGUCUUCCCCUCCAACGCCAUCCACUACCAGCGCAACACCAACUGGAACGCGCCCGCCGUCGCCAUUGCGGCGCUCUCCAGCCAGAACCCUGGUGCCAUUACCAUCGCCAACGCGGUGUUUGGUUCCCAGCCGGGGAUCAGUGCUGACAUACUGGCCAAGUCUUUCUCCUUGGACGUCGCCACCGUCAACUUUAUGCAGUCCAAGUUUUGAUUGUUGAUGAGGACUAGUCAUGCAUGUAUUUUCCGAUUCUGUCACAAUCCGUUUAUACGUUGUACUUUUCUUUUGGAGUCAGGGCAGGAGUGUUGUCUCAUUCUCCUCAUUAAAUUUGUAGCUAUGUUUAUUUCAUAAAGAAAAAAAACAUGAGCACUUCUACUAUGCUAUAUAGUAUUGGUGCUUUAAUGUACAACUUAAAGUUGUACCAUAACAUUAAAUGUAUAAGUUUAGG
This is a messenger RNA of Linum trigynum, 971 nucleotides long. The record is from the annotation of a GenBank genome assembly. NCBI's taxonomy places the organism in Eukaryota, Viridiplantae, Streptophyta, Magnoliopsida, Malpighiales, Linaceae.